CCACUCAAACCCCCAGCUCCCUCUGCAUUUCACCCCUCCUCUCCUUCCCUCUAGGCGCUCAUCCACCUCCUCCAAGUGCCACCAAACUGCAGGAUGGCCGCUGUGAUGAAAGCUCUCGCCGUUGCCACGCCGGUCUCGGCAAGAACACAGCCUCGUCGAUGUGCUGCAGGUUCGUCAGGUGGCGCUAGCCAAAGCCUGCAGUCGUCUUUCGGCGGCGUGUCCCUGCAGUGCCGGCACACGAAGCCAGCCCUCCACCGGAGGCGAUGCUCCUCCCGGCCGUCGAUGCAGGUGGUGAUGAUGGCGAAGCCGGCGAUCCAGUUCAUCCAGGGCACCGACGAGCAGACGAUCCCGGACGUGCGGCUGACCAAGUCCCGCGACGGCACCAACGGCGUGGCCAUCUUCAGCUUCGACCAACCGUCGGUGUUCGACUCGUCGGCGGAGCUGGGCGACAUCACCGGGUUCUACAUGAUCGACGACGAGGGCGUGCUGCAGUCGGUGGACGUGAGCGCCAAGUUCGUCAACGGCAAGCCGGCGCUCAUCGAGGCCAAGUAUGUGAUGCGCACGCCCCGAGAGUGGGACAGGUUCAUGCGCUUCAUGGAGAGGUACUCCCAGGCCAACGGUCUCCAGUUCGUCAAGAAGUGACGAUUUUUAGUUCUCUUCGGAAUUUUACAGGAUUUCCGUAGAAAACGGUCUAAUUUCUCUAAAUUUUCUUUGAAAAUCCUUCGAGCCGAAAAUGUCAUUGCUCUCACACUGCCUCGAGCACGUCUGUGCUCUUCAGUGUAAAUACUUCUUAUCGUAAGGUCGAUACAUGCUGGGUUCAUUGUGUGAUGCGUGAAUUGAUUGCGUUUCUUUUCUAAUGUGAUGUUGGUGAAAUUUUGUAAUUUAUGAGCUGAUUGGUCGUAUACUACUGUGGAACGUACUGUCAGCAGUAGCUGCCUACUUGUCCUGUCACUCUGUCAGUGUCGAGAUGGAGUAAAUUAAGCAACUCAAUUAUAGUGGUGAAUUAGCUUAGCUGUGAGCUUUGACAAAGA
This is a messenger RNA of Oryza brachyantha (malo sina), 1031 nucleotides long. Its product is annotated as photosystem II reaction center PSB28 protein, chloroplastic. Gene Ontology annotation, cellular component: photosystem II oxygen evolving complex; photosystem II; chloroplast thylakoid membrane. The record is from RefSeq and is a predicted model, not a curated record. NCBI's taxonomy places the organism in Eukaryota, Viridiplantae, Streptophyta, Magnoliopsida, Poales, Poaceae. Gene Ontology annotation, biological process: photosynthesis. The transcript is spliced from 2 exons. Bases 94 to 642 code for a protein of 182 amino acids.